This is a messenger RNA of Nyctereutes procyonoides (raccoon dog), 4632 nucleotides long. It is a transcript of the gene CD177, whose product is annotated as CD177 molecule. Gene Ontology annotation, biological process: cell-cell junction maintenance; leukocyte cell-cell adhesion; positive regulation of neutrophil degranulation. The coding region runs from base 6 to 2210 and encodes 734 amino acids. The record is from RefSeq and is a predicted model, not a curated record. The transcript is spliced from 16 exons. NCBI's taxonomy places the organism in Eukaryota, Metazoa, Chordata, Mammalia, Carnivora, Canidae. Gene Ontology annotation, cellular component: plasma membrane raft; plasma membrane.
UCAUCAUGAGCCCUGCCCUGCAGCUGGCUCUCCUGGGCGUGACCCUCAUGCUGCCCCGAGUGCAGGCCCUGACCUGUCAGUCGGGGACACAUAAUUCUUUGAGAGAUGUGUUGGAACUGCCCCUUGAGUGGACGGCUGGCCAGGAGUCAUGUGAAGAUGGCUGGGGUUGCCAAGACACACUGAUCCUCAUUGAGAAUGGACCCCAAGUGAAUGUGGUGAUCAGCAAGGGCUGCACUGCGGCGGCGGAUCAGGAUGUCCUCAUCAGGGAGCACAGGGCAGGCCCUGGCCUCUCCAUCCUCUCCUACACCCAUGUGUGCCGGGAGAAAGACAACUGCAACAGCCUGUCUACCACCCUCCCACUCUGGUCCCUGCCCUCCACCACAGGCCCGGGCUCCCUGCGAUGUCCAGUCUGCUUGUCUACAGAAGACUGUGAAUCUGCAACAGAGCUGACCUGCCCAGCUGGGAGCACACACUGCUACCGUGGGGCAGUCUGGAUCAGAGGAGGGAAUAUCUUCCAAAUUCUGAGAGUCCAAGGAUGCACGUCCCAACCAGGCUGCGACCUGCUUAAUGGGACUCAGGAAAUUGGGUCCAUCAAAGUGAGUGAGGACUGCAGGCCUAAUGCUUUUCUGACCUGUCAACGGGGGAUCAUGUUGCACAGCCAUCAACAUCUGUCUCAGACACCCAUCAAGUGGACUGCAAAUAACUACGAGCUUUGUAACAUUGGGGAGGUGUGUCAGGAAACACUUCUGCUCAUCGACGUAGGACACAAAUCAAUCAUAGUAGGAAGCAAAGGUUGCAGCAAGGGCAGGACGCAGGAUGCCCCAACUAUCACCAUACACUCGGCCCCCCCUGGAGUACUGGUGGCCUCCUAUGCCCAUUUCUGCUCCUCCAACAGAUGCAACAGGGCCAGCAGUACCAGUGUCCUGUUGAACUCUCUCCCUCGUUCAGCUGCCCCUGCCCCGGGAGAUUUGCAGUGUCCCGUCUGUCUGCAGAUCUUUGGAUCCUGCCCAGAAAACCCAGAAAAAGUUACAUGCCCCAGUGGCACCACUCACUGUUAUAGUGGUUACAUUACUCUCCGGGAAGCGGAGUUACAUAAACCCAGCAUCACAAGCAACAACUCCAGCCCCGUGGAGAAUGCGGAUUCUGUAGUGUUAAUGUGUGAAGUUCAGACUCAGAGCACAAGCUGCCUGUGGUCAGUAAACAGUAAGAGCCUCCCGGACAGUCCCAGGCUGGAGCUGUCCCUGGACAACAGGACUCUCACUGUACAUGGUGUCACGAGGAAUGACACAGGACCCUAUGAGUGUGAAACUCGGAACCCAGUGAGUGCUGAUCGUAGUGACCCAUUCACCCUGAAUGUGCUCUAUGGCCCGGACACACCCACCAUUUCCCCUUCAGACUCCUACUACCGUCUAGGGGCAAACCUCAGUCUCUCCUGCCGCACAGCCUCUAACCCACCUGCACAGUAUUCUUGGCUUAUCAAUGGGAGACUCCCGCCAUUCACACAGGAGCUCUUUAUCCCCAACAUCACUGCCAACGAUAGCGGAUCCUAUACCUGCCUCGUCUAUAACUCUGGCACCUGCCUCAAUAAGACCACAGUCAAGACCAUCACCGUCUCUGAGCCAGUGCCAAAGCCCUCUCUCUGGGUCACCAACAUCACAGUCACAGAAAAUAGGGACUCUGUGGUCCUGACUUGCUCCACAAGUAAUGCGGGGGUCUCUAUCCAGUGGUUUUUGAAUGGCCAGAAUCUAAAGCUCAUGGAGAGAAGGAACCUGUCCCAGGGCAACAGCAACCUGACCAUACACCCUGUCAAGAGGGAGGAUUCUGGGAAUUACCAGUGUGAGGUCGCCAACCCCGUCAGUUCCAGUAAAAGUGACCCCAUCAAGCUGGAUGUGAUCUAUGAAAGAAGCACCACAGGCCUCCCUGUGAGGUCCAUCAUUGGCACUGCACUUGGGGUUCUGCUUGGAAUAGCACUCACGGCUGCCCUGGGGUGUCUCUUGCUCUGCACAAGGACUGGAAGGGCCAGUGCCUGGCAUGAUGUCAGAGAGCUCUGGCAUCCAGCAUCCACUGCCCGCCAUGGUCCAGCCAGCAGCAACACAUCCCCGGACUCACUGUCCAGCCCCAUGGCAGCAGUUUCUAUCUACCAGGAAUUACAACACCCUGACACAAACAUUUACUGCCAGAUUAAACCCAAAGCAGAAGUAGCUUCUUAGUUUCCCCAUGGUGCUGCUCCUUGCAUGGACCCUCCUGAGACCUCAGACCUAAGUGGUAUUGGGAGCCGCUAUCUGAGCCAGAGAAUCAGCAAUAAACCUUGAGGAUAUUCAGGGACAUGGAUCAAUUCUGGUCAAGUUCAUCAACCUUCUCUACAAACUGCUGGUGAGCAGCCUGGACCUGGUCAUCUGACUGUGGAGUCACUUCCUCCAGUGAUAUGCACAGCACCCUCACUGCCCUAGGUGGUGGAGACAGAGGCCAGUCCAUCUCCACAUGCUCCUUGUUAAGAAUGAAGAAAAAAAAAAAAAAGAAUGGGAGAAAGCAGACACACCUAGAAGAUCAAGGCUCCCAAGCCCUGGGAAGGCCUGAGGGUCCUCAGCACCAUGGACAGCGUCUCAGCCCUCCUCCUCCCAGGACUUGAGCAGGGAGGAGGCGAUGAGGGACUGCUGGAGAGGCUGCCCAUUUCUGUUCUGCAGAAGAGAGUGCAGUGAGGCAGAAAUAGCAUUCUCAUGGGACAACCCGAUUCUGCUCUCAUCUCUCAAUCCUAAACACCUUACACAUGUGUGGAUGUUCCUCUCUGGCACAACUAUUCCAGCUCCCUGCAUGGCUGAUGGCUGCCUCCAGAGUGUGUCCUCAGGGCAGCUGGGAGUCUGCUCCAGCCUCUUGGGAGACCACCUGCCCCCUGAGAUUCAAGCCACUCCCUUGCCUACUGAAGGCAGGAAUGUUUCAUGAUGAACUUCUGACCCUUCAUGCCUGACCUUGGAAACACCCCUUACCCAUCACCCAGCCCCCCUGAGCACAACAUCCUGUUUCCUGAGCCCCAGCUGAGCCUCCCAGGCAGCAGGGCUGAGCAGAACCCUGGGAUCUUCCCCCAGCUCCUCCUGACUGAGCCCUGUGCCUGGUGUCAGAGUCCUUUGCCCUCUGCCUGCCCUUCUGGGCAGAGCAAACGUUCCACCCAAGGGCAAGUGGAGCCUGAAGAUCUCCCAGGGUAGAAGCCAACAUUUGAGGGUUCCUGCAUCUGCCUGUGACCCCUCAGAGGGAGAGAAAAGACUAGGCCCCUCAGAGCCUUCCCCAUCUCCUCCUUCACAUAGACAUUCUACCCACAGAACCAACUCUGAUGUUACGGACCCAGCCCUGCCCUUCUAUGGGGCUCAGGUCCAUUCUGUCCACUGACAGUGUCCAACAUAAGGGCCACCUGGGUGCUCUUCUCUUUGAUUUCUUUCUUUCUUUCUUUCUUUCUUUCUUUCUUUCUUUCUUUCUUUCUUUCUUUCUUUCGCUUUUAGUUGGGUUCCCUUUGCUCUUAUUUUUCUAGUUCUUGUGGUAAACUUAGAUUAUCAAUUUGAGAUAUUUCCUCACUUCUGGGUACAAAUUCCCCACUCAGGGUGGCUCAGAGGUUUGGUGCCUGCUUUUGGCCCGGGGCGUGAUCCUGGAGUCCCUGGAUCAGGUCUCACAUAUGGCUUCCUGCAUGGAGCCUGCUUCUCCCUCUGCCUGUGUCUCUGCCUCUCUCUCUCUCUCUCUCUGUGUUUCUCAUGAAUAAAUAAAUAAAAUGCUUAAAAAAAACACAAAUUCCCCACUCAGCACAGGAUAAGCUGCAUCCCCCAAAUAGUGAAGAUUCUUUUUGUGUAUUUAAUUUAAUUCUGUGUAUUUUUAAAAUUUCUUUUGAGACUAGCUUUUUGAUCCAUAGUUUAUUUACGUAUAUGUAUCUUACUUUCCAAAUGUUUCGGAGAUUUUUCUUUUAUUGAUUUCUAGUUUGAUUACUAUUUUUAUUUUUUUAAAGAUUUUAUUUAUUUAUUCAUGGGAGACACACAGAGGCAGAGAAACAGGCAGAGGGAAAAACAGGCUCCCUGUGGGGAGCCCAAUGUGGGACUCCAUCCCAGGGCCCCAGGAUCACAACCUGCGCCAAAGGCGGUUGCUCAACCGCUGAGCCACCCAGGAGCCAUGAUUACUAUUUUUAGAGAACAUUCUCUGAUUUCAAUUAUUUUAAUUUUGCUUAGGGGUGGAACUCAUGGGUGGCUCAGUCAGUUAAGGUCUGCCUUCAUCUUAGGUCAUGAUCCCAGGUUGGGGUAAAGCCUCCCUCCAUCAAGUUUCACAUGGGCCCCCUCCUCAGUGGAGGGCCUACUUCUCACUCUGCCCCUCCCUCUGCUUGUGCUCCCUCCCUCUCUCUCUCUCUCCAUAACAAAUAAAUAAAAUCUUUGAAUAUAUUUGAUGGGCACCUGGGUGGCUCAGUCAGUUAAAGGUAUGCCUUCAGCUUGGGUCAUUUUCCCAGGGUCUUGGGAUCAUGCCCCACAUUGGCCUUCCUGCUCAGUGGGGAGCCUGAUACUCCCUCUGCUACUCUUUCCUGUGCUCUCUCACUCUCUCUCUCUAAAAAAUAAAUAGUCUUAAAAUAAAUUUGGUUUGGGGCACCUGGCUGCCUUGGUCAGUGGA